This is a messenger RNA of Oncorhynchus masou masou (cherry salmon), 432 nucleotides long. Its product is annotated as hemoglobin embryonic subunit alpha-like. NCBI's taxonomy places the organism in Eukaryota, Metazoa, Chordata, Actinopteri, Salmoniformes, Salmonidae. Gene Ontology annotation, molecular function: iron ion binding; oxygen carrier activity; peroxidase activity. Gene Ontology annotation, cellular component: haptoglobin-hemoglobin complex; blood microparticle; hemoglobin complex. The record is from RefSeq and is a predicted model, not a curated record. The transcript is spliced from 3 exons. Bases 1 to 432 code for a protein of 143 amino acids. Gene Ontology annotation, biological process: hydrogen peroxide catabolic process; oxygen transport.
AUGAGUCUCACCGCUAAGGACAAGAAAAUGGUCAAGGCCUUCUGGGCCAAGGUGGCCGGCAAGGCUGAAGACAUCGGCUGUGAUGCUCUGUCUAGGAUGCUGGUUGUGUACCCCCAGACCAAAACCUACUUCUCCCACUGGAAGGACCUGAGCCCCGGCUCUGCCCCAGUCAGGAAGCACGGUGGGACCAUCAUGGGAGGCAUCAGUUUAGCCGUGGCUAGCAUCGACGACAUCAGCGCAGGUCUCCUCGCCCUCAGCGAGCUGCACGCCUUCCAGCUGCGUAUCGAUCCUGCCAACUUCAAGAUCCUCUCCCACAACAUCUUGGUGGUGCUGGCUGUCUUGUUCCCCAAUGAUUUCAACCCCGAGGCUCAUGUGGCCAUGGACAAGUUCCUGGCCGCAGUGGGCCGGGCUCUGUCUGAGAAGUACCGAUAA